Molecule: messenger RNA, 2383 nt
Organism: Drosophila erecta
Lineage: Eukaryota; Metazoa; Arthropoda; Insecta; Diptera; Drosophilidae
Gene: ssp5
Exons: 1
Coding region: 125-2260 (711 amino acids)
Source: RefSeq, a predicted model, not a curated record
GUUGGUUCAGUUUAAACUUUGCUUCAAGCCUUUGCACACAAAGCAUCAACAAAAUUUUAAGUUAUUUUAUUUAGCCUAUUUCUGUUACCUCUUUCGCGAUACAAAAUAAAUAGUUAGAGUAACCAUGCGGGACAAGCCAGCACCAGUGGGGGCCUCAUGGUACACCAAUCUGUCCGACUUCCAGGUGCAGGCCGUCGAGGCACUGGCCUUCUCCAUCCGCGAUGACAACGCCGAAGGGACCGUGUACCGCACCCAGUUCUGUCUCAGCCGCUUGGGAGUCACUCCCAUGGUGAAGACCCGAAUGCUGCGCAAGCUAAUCGGGAUUUGUCGCGGCAGCGACUUGGCCUUCCUUUACUUUCUGCUGGAGGCCUGCUACAAGGGCGCCGGAGUUGCCUACAGCGAACGGAUCCUGAUGUCGGCCAUCACCUUCCUGGAUCUGGAGAUGACCAUGAGGGAAUUGGACAAAAUUCUGCCGCCGGGUGUGGAGCGGCUGAAUAAGAAAGAGUCAAUAGCUCCUGCAAUGGAAUAUCACUCCAUCUCGUUGCCAACACCUUCACCGACCAGACGGUCAUCGGAUCCCCGAAACGUUCGGUCCCCCUACUUCACCUCGUUGCCCAAACCAAAGCUACCCAAGGGUGGCGGCAAGUUCACUGCCAAGCGACCCUGCCACGUUGUCUCCUUUCCAUUUUGGCCAGCCGGCGAGCGGCCCAACUACAAGGUGAAUGAGGAGAACCGCUGGUUCGCCGCGUACAGGUUCCAACCGGUUAAGCGGAUGCUCUUCAAGAUGGUGGCCGACGUCAUGACCGACUACUGGUCAUCGAUAGAUGGUGCUCAGCCGGCGGAGAACGAGGCGAUGCCCAUAUGCGAGUUCCACAAGGAGGCGCGGCGUCAGGAGCAGCUGGUCAAGGAUGCAGCGGUGGUCAAGGCACAUAAACAGUGUUUGGCUCUCGUGGAUAUCACUUCACGGCAGGAUGCCCUCCUUAAAAAACGUAUUGUGGCCCAGUUGGAACGGGACAUUGAGGAGUUCACGCUGCGAUGGAAACGACUUCGCGAGCGCCACCACACGGAUGUCAUGUUGGUGGAGGAUCACGAUCAGAUCUGUUCGGUGGGCAAGGUGCCAACGGCUGUGCAGGGGAUCAAGGUGAAGUACCUAUCGCAGGAGGCGGACAUCGGGCGUCUGAGUGCCAAGCCCACCUUGGGUGUCCAUGUGAUUACCGGCAGGGACCACGUGAGUCGGCUAAGCAAAGUGCGGGUCUCGGAUCCCGAUGAUGACAUCCCGUGCCCCACGCUACCCGAGGAGGGGAAGCUUUCCAAGUGUCCACCCCCUAUACUAGGACACAUCAAACGUCCGCGCAGGGUGUCUAUCACGCAAUCAAAAUUCGGCGACGAUAGGCAAUCUUCCUGCAAGAAACCUUCGAGGCCGGGACGCUUUUUCGUGGGUCCUCACCAGCAUGGUCCCUUCGUGUUCAACUACCAUGCGGUUGCUCCGCAGGAUCAGAGUCCAGUUCCCAGGGAUGUGAUGCGCGCCCAGGCCAUCCGCUCCUUGAAGGAGCAAAGUUGUCCCUCGAGCGAGGAUGACUACAACGGACGGAUCAAUCCCCGGGACCAGUUGGUGGCGGCCAUCGUUCAGUGCGCCCAAAACAUGUGGUUCGGCUCCUUGGAGGCUCAUCAACGCCGCCAGUCAUCUGGCCAAUCCGAAAACCCAAUCAAUUUUAUAGAGCCAUCCAAGAAUGAGCCGGAGGAAAUGUGCAAAACACAGGAGGCUCUGGAUUGGACAAAGAGCAUCAAAAAGUUCGACCCCAACAACCAACAUCUAAUGGAGCGCCUGCUGCGCGAUGGAUUCUCCAUACUGAAACGGGAUCCACGCUGCGUCUUUGCCGCAUUUCCCGACUCGCACAAGUCCUUUGUGAUGCUCGAGUGGAUUAAGCGUCGGUAUGGGAAAACCUACUGCCACGAGGAGAUUGUCGAUCAGAUACAAAAGGGACUGACCACCUUUGUGAAAGUGGAGACCCAACUGAACAUAGCACCCAGUGCAAAGCGCGAAGGAUUCUCGGCCAAGGACACCUUCGAUGACUUUAAACGUCUGCAGGCGCUGGCCAAGAAAAUAAAAACCGAAUACCGAAUGCCGCUCAACGACAAGAUCCUGAACCUGACGAGGAUCUGCUGGAGUGCCCUGAGUCCCCACUUGGUCAGAAGUUCCUCCAUGCUCAAAACCUUCUUCGCCUAUCUGCCAGUUCGAUACGCUGACAUGCUGAAAUAGGAUGAAGAUCACAGUUCGUAUAGGAAAUUCAUUGUUGCUAAAUUGUUUGUUGUUAAAUUGUUUGUACUGUCCAGUUUUAAUGUAAAUUGAUGCAUAUUAUAUAAUCGGAUUUGUUUAGCCCGA